AAUAGCGCCGCGCUUAAACCUCAAAAACCUAACCUGACUUCACCGCCUCUUCUCAAGUCUCUACUCGACUGCCUUUGCUUUUGUACUCUUCGGAUGCUCUCUCAUCUCAUAUUUCACUUCUUAGUCGGAUUGACUAAAAUCGGAGCCAGCUUUACUGCUUAGGGUUUCGACAUGGUUGAAGCUUAUUAUUACAGGAACAGCUCAAUUGAUUGGAAGCCAUCACCAGUAGUAGCCCUAGCCACCAGCGUCGACGACUCACAGGUUGCCGCAGCUCGCGAGGACGGAUCUCUUGAGAUUUGGCUCGUCUCACCCGGCUCCGUCGGCUGGCACUGUCAGCUGAAGGUUCAUGGGGAUCCUGAUUUAAGAGUCUCGUCGCUUGUGUGGUGUCGGGGUGGCUCAAAGGACUUGCCCUGUGGUCGGCUGUUAUCGUCUAGCAUUGAUGGCUCAGUUUCCGAGUGGGAUAUUUCCCUCCUCAAGCAGAAGACUCUCUUAGAGUCAACUGGUGUGUCAAUAUGGCAGAUGUCUGUGGCACCCUGUAAUCAAAAUGCAGAGCCGGGGUCGCAGCAUAUAGGAAAUGGAUAUCUAAGUAAUAAUUUAAAUAACGAAAGUCAUCACGAAGGUAGUGAUAGUGAAGAUGAUUCAGAUUCUGCUGAGCUUCAUGUGCAAUCAGUUAUUAAGAAUCCACGGGUAGCUUUAGCUUGUGAUGAUGGCUGUGUGCGAAUAUACAGUGUUAUUGAAGAUGAGCUUGUUUACACUAAAACGUUGCCCAGGGUCAGUGGACGAAUUUUAUGCGUGACAUGGAGUCCUGAUGCCAAAAGGAUAUUUGCGGGAAGCAGUGAUGGGUUUAUAAGAUGCUGGAAUCCAAUAUUGGGUCAUGAAAUUUAUAGGAUUACAGUUGGACUAGGAGGUUUGGGCAGCGGACCCGAGCUUUGUGUGUGGUCGUUACUUUCUUUGAGGUCCGGGACACUUGUAAGUGCAGAUAGUACUGGUAGUGUGCAAUUUUGGGAUAGUAAGCAUGGAACUCUGUUGCAGGCGCAUUCAUGUCACAAAGGUGAUGUGAAUGCACUGGCUGCUGCUCCAGGACAUAACAGGGUGUUUUCUGCAGGUUCGGAUGGUCAGGUUAUUCUUUAUAAGCUCUCAAGCAAGACAACAGAAUCCGCUGAUGGUGAUUCUUCUAAUGUAAUGAAGAAAUGGAUCUAUGUUGGUUAUGUAAGAGCUCAUUCUCAUGACGUUAGGGCUUUGACAGUGGCUGUGCCUAUCAGUCGAGAAGAUCCGUUGCCAGAUCAAGAUGUGAAAAAACUUCGACGUAAGGAAAAGCCUGUUGACUUUAGUUAUCAUAAGUGGGCACAUUUGGGUGUUCCCAUGCUUAUAUCCGCCGGUGAUGACACUAAGCUCUAUGCCUACUCGGCUAAGGAAUUCACAAUGUUUGCUCCACAUGAUAUUUGUCCUGCACCUCAGACAGUACCUAUUCAGCUGGUAGUAAAUACAGUAUUCAAUCAAUCGUCAUUACUUCUUGUCCAGGCUGCUUGUUGGUUGGAUAUAUGCUGUGUUCGAACAAAAUAUGGUGCGCUUCCUGAUAUGGCUUAUGGUCCUUCUGGAGGCCUAGUGACUACAGAUCUGCUUGCUCGAAUUAAGAGUAAGGGAUCUCGGAGAAUAAUUUGUAGCACCAUUUCUAAUUCAGGGAUGCUUUUUGCUUAUUCUGACCAUGUGAAACCUAGCCUUUUCGAACUGAAGCGUAAGGUUGGUAAAAGUGGUUGGACUGUGGAUAAAAAACAUCUUCCUCGAAAGCUACCCUCUGCCCAUUCCAUGGUUUUCAGUUUUGAUUCUUCUCAGUUGAUGAUAGCUGGGCAUGAUAGAAAAAUUUAUGUUGUCGGUGUAGCCAACUCAGAAAUAAUAAAUGUAUUCACACCUUGCAAUGAGCUACAUGAUGAAGAAUUACCACCUAGUGAGCCUCCCAUUACUAAAAUGUUUACCAGUUCUGAUGGGCAGUGGUUAGCUGCCAUCAACUGCUUUGGAGAUGUAUAUAUUUUCAAUCUGGAGAUAACGAGACAGCACUGGUUCAUAGCAAGACUAGAUGGUGCCUCUAUUACAGCUGGGGGUUUUCCUCCACGUAAUAAUAACGUGCUUAUAGUCACAACUUCUUCAAAUCAAGUCUAUGCAUUAGAUGUGGAGGAGAAGAAAUUGGGGGAUUGGUCCAGGCGAAAUUCACAUGUUCUCCCUCGAAGAUUCCAGGAAUUUCCCGGGGAAGUCAUUGGUCUCUGUUUCCCACCCUCGAAUUCACCGACUGUGAUUGUUUAUAGUGCCAGGGCACUUUGCCGGAUUGACUUUGGGUUGCCCGUGGAUCAAGAGGAUGAAAGUGGGAUAGCAAAUGGACAGGAUGGACCAGUAAAGAGUUUAGGUCCUCCCAAUGGGAGUUUGAAACGUAAAUUAAGAGACUACCAAACGAAACUCCUUGGUAGAAAGAAUUUUGACUUUGUUAGUUUCAGAGACCCUGUUUUAUUUAUUGGACCCCUUUCAAAUAAUUCUAUGUUGAUCAUAGACAAACCUUGGAUGGAAGUGGUUAAAAACCUUGAUGCUCCACCUAUACACAGACACAUUUUUGGGACAUAAACCACUCGUCGAUGACACUGUUUACAGUCUUUGAGUGAGACGCAGAAUUCGGCGUAGUCAAACCCUUCCUCUAUUCUUGCUGGAUGUCAACACUAGGGGUCCUGUGCCAUGGGUUCUGAAGCAUGUCAAGUACUGUAAUCUAUCAAAAUUUUCCCCAUAACCAAUAUCAGAGAAAUUUUGCUGUUC
This is a messenger RNA of Humulus lupulus (European hop), 2796 nucleotides long. Its product is annotated as WD repeat-containing protein PCN-like. Gene Ontology annotation, biological process: meristem maintenance; meristem growth. The transcript is spliced from 11 exons. Gene Ontology annotation, molecular function: protein binding. NCBI's taxonomy places the organism in Eukaryota, Viridiplantae, Streptophyta, Magnoliopsida, Rosales, Cannabaceae. The record is from RefSeq and is a predicted model, not a curated record. The coding region runs from base 172 to 2610 and encodes 812 amino acids.